Molecule: messenger RNA, 990 nt
Organism: Camellia sinensis
Lineage: Eukaryota; Viridiplantae; Streptophyta; Magnoliopsida; Ericales; Theaceae
Product: two-component response regulator ARR6
Biological process (GO): cytokinin-activated signaling pathway; phosphorelay signal transduction system
Source: RefSeq, a predicted model, not a curated record
AUACACCUAUCAUUCUAUAUAUAGUGCGAGAGAGUAGAGAGAGAGUCUGAGAUUUGGUUGGUAAUGGCGAGAACGGCCGGCGAGUAUUUGCGGCGAAGGUCGUCGGAGAAAGUUGAGGGUUUGGAUCAUCUGUUGUCGUCUGGUUCACGAGAACUCCAUGUUCUCGCCGUUGAUGACAGCCACGUGGACCGGAGGGUGAUCGAGCGAUUGCUGAAGAUCUCUUCUUGCAGAGUUACGGCCGUAGAGAGUGGAAGCAGAGCUCUGCAGUAUCUCGGUUUGGAUGGAGAGAAGAGCUCCGUCGGAUUCAAUGGUUUGGAGGUGAAUUUAAUAAUGACGGAUUAUUCAAUGCCUGGAAUGACUGGAUAUGAACUGCUCAAGAAGGUCAAGGAGUCAUCGACUUUGAGAGAAAUACCCGUGGUGAUCAUGUCAUCUGAGAAUAUCCUAGCUCGUAUCGAUCGAUGUUUGGAGGAAGGGGCAGAGGAAUUUCUCGUGAAGCCAGUAAAGCUAUCAGACGUGAAACGCCUGAAAGAUUUCAUGUUAAGAGGGCAAGGAGAGGAAAAUGGAGAGAGAGGAAGCCAUAAAAGAAAGCUACCAGAUGAUUACACGCCAUCAUCACCCUCGUUACCAUUGUCAUUGUCACCAUCACCUCUUGCUUUUGAUCGAGCAUCAACACCCGCACAAUGCCCAUUGCUACCGUCACUACAAUCUCCUUCAAAGAGGCCUAUAUUGUGUAAUAUUGAUUGAUCUUCUGUCAUUUCUAGUCGACUUAUUAACCAUUACUUGCCCAUGCCGAUAGUGUUCGUUGUUGGGUAGAGGUGAUGUAUUUUGUUCUCUUUUGCUUUUAAUAUAUACUCUUACAAUUGUAUAUUGCUGACUUGAAGAUCAAGCCAUUGUGAAAGUGUCAACUCCUGGGCUGGUUAAAAUAUAAUAAAUAAUACAAAUAAAAAAGUUGGGAGAUGAUUUUCACUUCUGAUCCCCAGUUUAUGUGAA